Messenger RNA from Aspergillus calidoustus, 2511 nucleotides. The record is from the annotation of a GenBank genome assembly. Lineage: Eukaryota; Fungi; Ascomycota; Eurotiomycetes; Eurotiales; Aspergillaceae.
AUGGCGAGAGACAAGGACGGGCUUGAGAUUUCGAUCCCUCUUCGUCUCUACCGCUCUGACCUGACCACCCCCUCUCUAUCCACAGCGCCGUUUAGGUUAGAUGAAGGUUAUUCGGAUGACUCUCGAAGCCAAGCAGAUAAGGAGCUCUCGCGUACUCCCUCGGACGAUGUGAUGUCCAUUCCUGAAUGGGUGCUUGCUCAUAACGAGGUCGAAAGAGCUGAGAUCGCGUACAACCUUCUCCUCACAUUGCGCACAUCUACUGUCGCUUCAGUCGUGGAGCGAUUAACCCCGCUGUUGCAUAUGGACCCCGUCCUCAAGCUCCCACCGGAAAUCACCUCCGAAAUCUUCUCAUAUCUUGACCCUCGGACACUGCUGACAGCGUCCUUGGCCUCACGGGCCUGGCGGAGUCGUGUCUUUGAUUCACGCUUGUGGAAAGACCUAUAUAUUGGUGAGGGAUGGCGUGUGGAUAUUGAUGCGAUCCACGCUUUCGAGCAGGAACAUUCCGCAUUGCCCCAAUCUCGAAAAUCGCGCUCGAGGUACGCAGACACAGACCUAGGCGAGCCGAAACUGAAAAAGCGCGUACCUUCUGGGUGGCUGGACUCGCGGUCUAUGGGAUCCGACGAUAACAGCGUAAGUGCUGCAGAGGUCCAACAAUUGCAGGUCGCCCAGAAGGUCGAAAUAGACGGCGACCUUCCAUUAUCUGAGUUACAAAAUACGUCUUCCUCUAAUCCGCGGGAGACUGAGAACAAGGAUGGUCCCCAAAUUUACCCGCCAAAAGCGAUCCAAAGAACACUAUCAGCCAAAUCACCCCUUCUUAUCCGAAUGCCCAAUGGGUCCGCCAAGGUUGACUGGCCUUAUUUAUACCGUCAACGCCGGCGCUUGGAAGAUAACUGGGUCAAAGGACGAUACACAAAUUUCCAACUUCCGCACCCCGCGCAUAUGGACGAGGCUCAUGGGGAAUGUGUCUAUGCGAUCCAGUUUAUUGGCAAAUGGCUAGUCAGUGGCAGCCGGGACAAAACCGUUCGAGUAUGGGACUUGGAGACAAAGAGGCUGUGGCACCGCCCGCUCCUUGGACACAAAAAAUCAGUGCUUUGUCUUCAGUUUGAUCCUAGCCCGUCUGAAGAUAUUAUCGUAUCCGGCAGCAGCGAUAAGAGCGUGAUCGUAUGGCGAUUCUCCACCGGCGAAAAGAUCCAUGAAAUUGUUCCUGCGCACGAUGACUCUGUGCUGAACCUCAGAUUUGACAGUCGGUAUCUUGUCACUUGCUCAAAGGAUAAACUUAUCAAAGUCUGGAACCGACGCCAUUUAUCGCCGCUCGACGAGGCCUAUCCUAAUGUCUCUCACGGAGUUGGAGUUACAUACCCGCCGUAUAUCAUUGACACUAGCGAGAUACCGUCGCCGGUUUUAGAGGCUGAGAUCGCCAAAAACCAUAUCCGUACUCUCGCACCGUAUUCUCUGCUGAUGGCGCUCGCCGGGCACACAGCUGCCGUCAAUGCUAUUCAGUUGAACAAUGAUGAGAUUGUUUCAGCUUCUGGCGACCGGAUGAUCAGGGUCUGGAACGUCCGCAAUGGUGUCUGCAAAAGGGUAAUCCCUGGUCAUGAAAAAGGCAUAGCUUGCGUUCAGUCGGAUGACAUGCGGAUUGUUAGUGGGAGCAACGAUAACACUGUUCGUAUCUUUGACCACGUCUCCGGCGCGCAAGUUGCUUGUCUUAAAGGGCAUAGCAAUCUGGUCAGAACUGUUCAAGCCGGCUUUGGAGACCCUCCCGGCUCGGAAGAGGCCCUCAGACUCGAAGCCCUGGCGGUUGAUCAGGACUUUUGGGAUGCUCAGCGCUCUGGCCAAGCCGUCGAUCUCGGGCCUGCUGCCAUGAGACGCGCUGGCUAUCGGCAGAACACGGCUGGAUCAAGAGACCCACGCGACAUCAACGCAGUAGGUGCUCUCAUUCCACCAGGAGGAGGUGGAAGCAAAUGGGGGAAAAUCGUUUCCGGCUCGUACGACGAGUCCGUCAUUAUCUGGAGAAAGGACAGCAAUGGAGAGUGGGUUGUUAGUCAGACACUGCGACAGGCUGAUGCUGCUGCCAGAGCAGCUCACAUCGCCCAAACGAACACACCCUCACGGUCUGGCCCUUUGCGAGGCAAUGCUUUUGCUCAGCUAGCUGCUUUGGCAGCACAAGCUCGCCCAGCGCCACCACAACCCUUGCUAUCUGCCCCUGUCAGCAACACCGCCUCGAAUCAUCAAGGGAACCCAAGCAACCCCGAGCCAUUAAACACAGGCCAAAACCCACCGCAAAAUGACGAAUCCCCCGUCCUACCGAACUAUGCGAACUUCAUGAACCUCGUUGCCACCAAUCUCCAUCUACGACCCCCAGCCCAAUCACCUACAUCUCGAAUAUUUAAGCUUCAAUUUGAUGCCCGCAAGAUAGUCUGCGCCAGCCAAGACCCUCGAAUCGUCGUAUGGGAUUUUGUCGGCGACGAUGAGGAGCUCAACGAAGCUUGCCAGUUCUUCACUGGGUUAUGA